GAGUCUGAUGAGAAGAGGCACAGUAUAUGAAGGCUGUUGUAGAGAGAUUCAACAUAAUCCCAGAGUGUCCAGUUGAAAAAUUACAAUAAUUGAUUUGACAGGAAAAAGAUGGAGGCAACAAACAUGGCAGAUAAUAUUUCACCUGCAGCAAGUGAAAAGUUGCUGACCUAUCUCAUAAAUGAACUGGGCAAGAUGAAAUCUGUUGCAGACGAAAAUCAUCUACUUAGACGCCAAGUUAACAUUUACAAGUUAAAUGAAAAAAGUCACAUGGCUUUAAAGGAGGAGGUGAUUGAACUGAGGAAGCAGCUGAACCUCAAAAGAGAAUUUUGUAAAUCCUGGAAGAAAGACCAGAAACUAUUCCUUGAACGGGAGGAUCAACUGAUCCAGCUGACCAAAGAAAAAGACUUCCUGAUUAAGCAGCAGUUGCCAUACAAACAAUGCACUCAGUCGAGACGGAAAAAUGAAGACCAGGAAUACACUUUGAGGUGUCAGAAGACCAAAACAUCGCACAAAAUCCAUUGCCUCGAGCUGGAGGUGGAGAAACACCGGCAACAGAUAUUAAAACUUAAGACGGAGAAUGGGAAACUUCAGGUGGAGAAAAAACAACUCCAGGAGGAGAAAAGCAAACUUUUUAAAAAUAAUACUGACAUUCAGCACAAGAAAAGUGAACUCGAGGAGGCGAUGAGGCAUCUUAAGAAGGAGAAAAACAAACUUCAGGAUGAGAAAAGCGUAAUCCUCAGGAGGGAAAGUACCCAAAGAGAAAAGUUAAGUGUCAUGGACAAGAUGUAUUCUGAUCUUGAGAAACAACUGGAACAGAUAGUCACAGACCUAGACAAGAAUUCACCAAACAUAUCUAUCAACGUGAGCAUGGACAAGCCACUUGCCAUCGCCAAGAUGCAAGAGAAGAAUCGUAAGUUAAACGAGACACUGAUCACAACGCGCAAGAAACUGGAAAGGAAGGAUUGCAUAAUAAGUGAAAAGGAGAAGAAGUAUGAGAAGCUGAAGCGGAGAAUGUCAGAGCUGCUGCCUCCAGAGAAAUUGGAAUUGUUGCAGAAGUGCCAGUUUGUAACCCGAGAUCUUGGCAAAAAGGUCAAGGCACUAAUGGGACAGUUUAACAUGUUCCAAGCAAUAGUCGAGGAGUACAAAAAUGAGAAUGGGAAAUUGUUUGAUAAGGUAGCAAACAUCACAAAGUCGUACCUUAUUGAAAAAAAGCGGACCUGUGACUUGUGUGAGGCCUUGAAGGCGAGUGGAAUCAAAGUGCCUGAACACAAACCAAGUGCCUUCCAGGUCCCAGUCAGCCCCAAUGUGUUGCGCAUGCAGUCCAGAGAAAAACAGGUCCACACCAAGAUGCAAACCCUUAAAGCAACUCCUGCCUGUCUCCCACCCAUCUCCCAAAAGCCACUGCUGGAGCCUGGCAUCAAAUCAUUUGCCUUGGGGGCCUCCACCAUCUCAAAAAAGAGAAUCUUUAAUUCUAAAGCCAAUUUGGAUCUACCCAUAACCAACAAGACCGAUGAGUCCCAUAAGAAAUUUCCUUAUAUCAAAUUCCCACCCAUCUCUUCCAACUCUCUUCAGAGAAAAAUCUUUAUGACUGAAACAUCUUGCCCAAACAAUAACUAAUAACUAGACACUCUGAGAGCGCAGACCUCGGGGAAGCGACAGGGGAAUCGGGGGAAAAAAACAUCCGCUCUACUUCCAGUGAUGUCCCCGGUGUACGGAAAAACUACAGAGUGCUACUUAGCUUUGGAAGCUGAGGUUGCAAUGCUGUUCACAGACUUCCCCUGUUCUCGCCUCUUGUGCUGCAAACUAGCUAUGUUUCCACCGGUUAUGGCUCACGGGUUAGCACUGCCACCUCACAGCACGAAGAUACUGGGUUGGAUCCCCAUUUCUGUGUGGAGUUUGCAUCUUCUUCCUCCACGUCUCCGUGUGAGUUUACGCCGGGUGCUCCGGGUUUCCUCCGGGUGCUCCGAUUUCCUCCGGGUGCUCCGGUUUCCUCCCACAAACAAAAACUUGUAUGUUAGUUGUAGGGCUGUCAAAAUUGCUAAAAAAUGACGUUCGAAUAUUCCCUCUAAAAUAACACCGAAUAUUCAAACUAUUCGAACA
This is a messenger RNA of Perca flavescens (yellow perch), 2100 nucleotides long. RefSeq names its product cilia- and flagella-associated protein 58-like. The transcript has a single exon. The coding region runs from base 109 to 1617 and encodes 502 amino acids. The record is from RefSeq and is a predicted model, not a curated record. NCBI's taxonomy places the organism in Eukaryota, Metazoa, Chordata, Actinopteri, Perciformes, Percidae.